AUGUUUAACGCCGAAAAGCAAGUGGCGGCAGCGCAAAAAGCCCAAGCUGUUCACCAGCUCGCUCUGGACAGCCGCGGCUCCGAUGCUGCGCUAGCGCAGAACCAGGGCGAUAUGAUUAAGCCGGUUCCCAAGCACACGCUCUUCUUCGUGAACAAGAACCCGAGGGGCUACAAGUUUCAGUACGAGAGUUGGUACUUCCUCCACGGUGAAACACUGAGGUCAGCCUUCGGCUCAGACUUAGCGAAGCGCCUGGUAGACGAAGGUCUCAUUCUGUCCGAUGAAAUUGAGGAAGACGCCACCGAGGCUGAGCCAGUGGCACCGAGCAACCACUUCCAAGAGAAGGCGAAGUCGCCUAUACCGCAGCCCCUAGCGAACGAGCCCCAAGAGCCAGCGACCAAGCCAUUCGCAUCCAAGAAUGAGCUGCCCGACAAGCCUGCGCCCAAGCGUAUCAACGAGUCCAAGUGGGCUUCUAAGAAGUCCAACACCGUGGCGGGCGCGGGUGCCCUCACGAACAACCGACCUUCUACACGACAAGGCCCACCUUUGUAA
Messenger RNA from Alternaria metachromatica, 549 nucleotides. RefSeq lists its product as uncharacterized. Lineage: Eukaryota; Fungi; Ascomycota; Dothideomycetes; Pleosporales; Pleosporaceae. The coding region runs from base 1 to 549 and encodes 182 amino acids. The transcript has 2 exons. The record is from RefSeq and is a predicted model, not a curated record.